Messenger RNA from Danio rerio (zebrafish), 1614 nucleotides. RefSeq names its product zinc and ring finger 2b (gene znrf2b). Gene Ontology annotation, biological process: protein ubiquitination. Gene Ontology annotation, cellular component: presynaptic membrane; lysosomal membrane; endosome membrane. The record is from RefSeq and is marked provisional. NCBI's taxonomy places the organism in Eukaryota, Metazoa, Chordata, Actinopteri, Cypriniformes, Danionidae. Gene Ontology annotation, molecular function: ubiquitin protein ligase activity.
AGUGAGUGUGUGUGUGUAUGCGUGUGUAAAUGUGUGCGUGUGUGUUUGUUUUUCUUGAAUAAUUCAGAUCGCAGGGACCUGAAGGCUGGCAUGGGCGCCAAACAGAGCAGUCCUGCUGCCAACGGCCGCACGCGCGCGUACUCGGGCUCGGAUCUACCGUCGGCCACCGCGUCCGUUAACGGCAGAACAGCGGCGGUUUUACGGUAUAACAACAGUCAAGGAGCCUCAGGUGCUACAUCUGCCGCUUCAGCGUCUUCCUCCGCGGCUGUGGCCUCGCAGUUUAUCUCCUCCAGGACGCGCUCCGUCGGCCCGAGCGCGAGACCCCAAUCCGGGAUCAACAUCCCGAACUCUGGAGCGUACAGUUCGGCGGAUUCCGGUAACAGCACACCGGAGGAGCCCGGCGGAGAGAGAGAGCGCUCCACCGGCGCGCCGAGACUCGUGAUCGGCUCGCUACCUGCUCACCUGUCGCCUCAUCUCUUCGGAGGUUUCAAGUGCCCGGUUUGCUCCAAGUUUAUCUCCUCAGAUGAGAUGGACCUUCAUCUGGUCAUGUGUUUGACCAAACCACGUGUCACAUACAACGAGGAUGUGCUGUCGAAGGAUGCUGGAGAAUGUGCAAUAUGUCUGGAGGAGCUGCUGCAGGGAGACACCAUCGCACGCCUGCCCUGCCUCUGCAUUUAUCACAAAGGCUGUAUUGACGAGUGGUUUGAAGUGAACCGAUCGUGUCCUGAACAUCCUGCAGAUUAAAGCGCCUCUCUCACCUUUUUUGCACAGCCUCUUCCGCUGGUGAGACGCCUCCUGUCCUUCUAAAGGGACAGUAAUGUGAAUCCUCUUCCUCCUCAUAGACACUGUGACCGAGCGGGACGUCCCGAUCAGAGAACUCGGCCCUUCCUAGUCGCCAUAUUAACCCUAGUGUGCCAAAACUCAUUCAGGGAAACUGGCAGUCAUCAUACUGGCUGCUUUCUGCUCUCUGAUUGGCCGGACUUGAGGUCAGCUGACUCCCAUCUCGUUGCUGAUUGGACGAUGGGUUGAUUGUUCUGCUAAAUGGGACCGUGUCUCUCAGUGCCUUAAUUUUCAGAUGCGGCGGGCAGAAAAAGCUGCGUUUGGGACAGCAGAAGGGCUGGAUGGAAACGUCUGGAUAUGAAGGAUGUGUUUCCUGAUUCAGGACGGCUCCGUGCCACGGCCUGUGUUUGCCCCACACACUGGAAAAAGCCAUUAGUUACUUUACUUUAAAGCUGUGAGUCAAGCCAUUGCUUUAAAAGCAGCACGAUGAUUCUACUUUAGAAAUAAACAUAGUCAGUAAACCCACUGACUCUAAACGUUUAUAACUAUACACUUAGUUUGUGACCGUAAUAAUUAAAGUCAGCGAGUUUCCUCUGUCUUUGUUGAGUAAAGUCAACUAAUGGCGUUUUACAGUGUUGAUCUCCAGUCUGGUAGCAAUAGCUGGAUCUUCAUCUCUGCAGCUUUUAUGCAAGUCAACAUUUCAGAUUUUUUCCUUCAUGUCGAGAUUAUUCUGGGCCUUAAUUCAGCACAUCUCGUCCAGGUCAGAAUCAGAAGAAGAAAAAGUGCUAAAGGAUAUUUUGCAUAAAGAAAAUAAAGUGUUUUUUUUCUGGGAAA